AGUUUAGUGCCGACCGAGGAACAAGACAAACGCACAGUUUGGUAAAUAUGCCUGAAACAAAUUACCCAUUUGAAAUAACCGAUGUGGAGGAGGAGACAUCAAAAAUGUUAAUGAAGUAUUUCACAGGUGAAAUGACAGGAUUUGUUCGAGUGGGUCCCAAAGGCUACUUUUUUCCGCAUAAAUUUAAACAAGAAGCCGCAAAUUUUUAUAACAUGGCAAUAAGACCGAGCGAUAUUUUUGUGACGAGCUAUCCGAGAUCGGGCACCACAUGGACCCAAGAACUAGUUUGGAUGGUAGCCAACGACUUGGACUACGAAACGUCAAACGCUAUACCACUAACGGAAAGAUAUCCGUUUUUAGAAUUUUCAGUAUGCGUCCACCCGGAAAAUAUGCAAAAAUUUAUAGAAGAAAAUAGUCACGAUGAAAGUAAAUUGGAGCUCCUAAGAAUGGUCACAAAGCCUGGAACAGAACUCUUGGCUGAGGCUCCUUCACCACGAUUUAUUAAAAGCCAUUUGCCGCUAUCGCUAUUUCCGCCUAAUAUAUUGGAUGGAAAAAUGAUUUACGUUGCAAGAGAUCCGCGUGAUGUUGCAGUGUCCUUCUAUCACUUAAAUAAGUCUAUGAGGACACAGGGAUAUAUGGGAGACUUCAAACUGUUUUGGAAUUGUUUUAUGAAUGACUUACACCACUGGACACCUUUUUUCGAACACUUAAAAGAAGCGUGGGAAAAACGUCAUCAUCCAAAUUUGCUAUUCCUCUUUUAUGAGGAGCUGUCAAAGGAUUUGCCGGGAACAGUGCGUCGGGUAGCCGAUUUCUUUGGCAAGAACUACAGCGACUUACAGAUUGAACACCUUUGUGAUCAUCUCAGUAUUGAAAGUUUCAAGAACAACAAUUCCGUGAACUAUGACGUCAUGAAGGAACUCGGGAUUAUGGUUGGCAAUAAAGAGUUUAUCAGAAAAGGCAAAGCCGGUGGUUGGAGAGACUACUUCGAUGAGGAUAUGACUGCUCAAGCCGAGAGAUGGAUUGCUGACAAUCUACGUAACUCUGACUUACGCUUCCCCCAUCUUUAAUCUCCACUAAUAUGAAGACAUAUGCUCUCAAGUUUAAUUUUUAUAAAUAUUAUAAUAAUCAUAGCCUGUAAUGUAAUAAAAUGAUUUAUUUUAUAACUUGGAUUAAUGGGUGUCGAAAAAAAAACAAAUUGUGGUGAUAUAACCAUUUAUUGUAAUAAAAUGCUCUAUUUAGUACUUUUAACACCAUGAUAAUAAACAUUGACACUUUAAGUAAUAAUGUACGCUUAGUAUAAAUCGUUCUCUGCCGAAUGCCCGUCCAUAAAUAAAACAACGUUUCAGUCCUUUACGAUUUUAUUAAAUAAUUCAAAUAAAUUAAAAAUGUUCGUCAGAAAUAUAAAACCUAUUCGUAAUGGAUAAAUGUAUCGCGAUGCAGUCUUUGCAUUGUAGGAUUGCGCACUUCACAAGGACUGAAACUAAACAGCAUUACAUAAAAUUAUCCAAAAUAAAAAAUUUAACAAACAAUCAUUCUUAUAAUGCAAAGACUACAUAUUUACAUGAGCACAGUCGAUACCUUCAAGCAGUUACACAAUGUACUUCAUAACUCAUUCGUUAUCGUCAGUCUAGACGUCGUAGCAGAAAUGAACGGGAUUGACGACGUCCGAGCCCUGCUUGCGUGACUAUUUGACUAUACAUACUGUGAAGCCACUAAAAUAAGUCGUGCGCCACUCGGUGACGCACCUAACGCGUCCUUAUCUA
Molecule: messenger RNA, 1763 nt
Organism: Pieris brassicae (large cabbage white)
Lineage: Eukaryota; Metazoa; Arthropoda; Insecta; Lepidoptera; Pieridae
Product: sulfotransferase 1B1-like
Exons: 7
Coding region: 48-1067 (339 amino acids)
Biological process (GO): sulfation
Cellular component (GO): cytoplasm
Molecular function (GO): sulfotransferase activity
Source: RefSeq, a predicted model, not a curated record